Messenger RNA from Telopea speciosissima, 369 nucleotides. Its product is annotated as chalcone synthase-like. The coding region runs from base 1 to 369 and encodes 122 amino acids. The transcript has a single exon. Gene Ontology annotation, molecular function: acyltransferase activity, transferring groups other than amino-acyl groups. Gene Ontology annotation, biological process: polyketide biosynthetic process. NCBI's taxonomy places the organism in Eukaryota, Viridiplantae, Streptophyta, Magnoliopsida, Proteales, Proteaceae. The record is from RefSeq and is a predicted model, not a curated record.
AUGAUGUAUCAUCUUGGAUGCUAUGGUGGUGGUUCUGUGCUCCGUGUUGCUAAAGAUCUUGCCGAGAAUAACAAAGGUGCUCGUGUACUCAUUGUUUGCUCAGAGCUGAACUCCAUCAGUGGCUUCAAAGGACCUGAUGAGGCAGACUUACAUGCCCUACUAGGGACGGCAAUAUUUGCAGAUGGUGCAGCAGCUUUGGUAGUUGGUGCUGACCCAGAUACCUCUAUCGAACGUCCAUUGUUCCAACUCUUCUCAGUAGGGACCCAGAUUCUCCCUGAUUCAGAAGAAAUGGUCGCUGGACACUUGCGUCAAACAGGUCUUUCAAUCAGUUUAACCACGGAUGUGGCCAAAACUAUUGCUGCGAAUUAA